Molecule: messenger RNA, 22208 nt
Organism: Pocillopora meandrina
Lineage: Eukaryota; Metazoa; Cnidaria; Anthozoa; Scleractinia; Pocilloporidae
Source: the annotation of a GenBank genome assembly
UCAUCGUUACAUGCGAACCUCGUUUGGAUAGUCGACAGAAACUUUUAUCGAUUCUUUAAUUUCAGAUUAAAUUUUAUGUAGCAAUGGCUGAUGAAGACUGGGCGGCCGAAGUAGACGAACAGGAGCGUGAAAUCUCUGGCCAGGUAAGCUGUGUUUUGCACGCGGACAAGCUUCAUCUCUGAGACACGUGUGGGAAAAAUAGAAUCGGUUUGCUGAGAUCUCCGGCCUCGAAGCAUGUGUUGUCACGUUUUAUGAUAGUUUUUGCGAACUGUGAUCUGAACUAAGGUAGGGAAAUGUGUGAAGUGUUAAAGGCCAAGUAAUUCUGGAUAAUCCUUUCGUUGGUAUUCUUUUUCUGUCCGUAUUUCGUGGCGAACUCAGUGUGCAGCUCAGCUAACUGUUAGCUAUGUACGCACAGGAAAGCAAAAUUUUACUUUCCGGGAAAAAGAGAGCCAUGUUUAUUUGCGGAAGUAACUUAACUCGUAUUCUUGGAAAAUAGUUUGUGUCUAAGAAACUUUAAGGCAUCUAUAGUCGUAGUAAACUUACUACCUGGUGGAAAAGUUGAGGUUCUUAGCUCGGUAGAAUGUAUGUGCAGAGGCACCUGAAUGACACAGGAUUCAUUCAUUGACAUAAAAUUUACUAGAACUUAAGGUUUAACACAUAUUAAACUGUGUUUUCUGCGUAACAGCAUGACAAACAAUCCGUUUAUUGUUUUCCAGUUCUUCACUACUUUUGAAACUUUUUCAGUCUGUCAAAUAAUACAAGUGUAGCUGUACUUGAUCACUUAAAGUUAUUUUUCACAAUAUUUGAAUGGAUCAGUCAUUCUUCCUGCUCUUAGAGAAUGAGGUAAUUGUGUGAUACAUUAUAAUAAAAUAAGACUGACAAGACUGCUGUUAUUUUGAUAUCUUCACUUGUAGGUCAAUAAACUCAAAAUUGACAGUAAUAAUCCUGUACCACCUUCUGAACAAAAACCACCUCAAGAUGACAAUGGUAUGAUUCACCUUAUAACAUAGAGCUACAUGAUCCUAUGAUCCCAGUGUUACUCACUAUUUAUCAAUAUUCACCCUUUAACUCCCAGAUUAAAUUUGUAAUUCUCCUUACUGUCAACCAUAAAAUUCUUUUAAUGUUAGUUCAGAGAGUUAAGUAUGGGAUCAAUUAGUCAUCCUCAAAUUGAUAUUUUUCUUUACUCUCAUCACUUAUCUGGUUGAUAUUGUAUUGAUAUUGUAAGGAGAAAUUUUGUCUUGGUCACUCAUGGGAGUUAAAGGGUUAAUUGAGAUGUAUAGCAAUGAAUAUGCAGCUGAUAUACAAACAUAAAGGAGGUAAGUUUCCAAAGAAAUUAUGGUGGUGUGUCACUGGGGGAGUAUAACAAGAUAAUUUUGGUUUCAUCAACUGAGUUUCUAAUGUAAAAUGUCUGCCAUAAAGAGUUUAAAAGCUGAUUUUUUGAGGAGUUAGCUCUUCAUCCUUUGCUCUGACGAAGAAAAACUAAAGGGCUAAUGUUCAGAACGUCAGCUUUGAAACUCUUUACCAAGGCCAAUUACAUUAUUACUCAGUUGAUAAAACCAAAUUUUCUUAAUGCACAGACAAUGACUGACCUAUGGAGCCCUCUUUUCGGAGCAAGGCAGAUUUUAACCCUUUAACUCCCAUAAGUGACCAAGACAGAAUUUCUCCUUACAAUAUCAAUACAAUAUCAAGCAAACAAGUAAUGUGAAUAAAGAAAAAGAUCAGUUAGGGGAUUAUAAGGUGAUCUAAUACCAAAUUCUGCAAACUAGCAUCACAAGAACUGUAUGGCAGACAGUAAGGAGAAUUACUAAAGAGAUCUUGGGAGUUAAAGGGUUUAAGGAUUGAUUUUCAAUGUAGUAGUUUAAAUAUUGCAUCAGGAGAAAUUCCCCUCUUUUGUGUUCUAUUGGAUGCACACACAUCAUGAACACAUACAAUGAGAAAAUGAAGCAAUUUUGCAAAAUUAACAUGAGUUGCAUAAAAUUACUAGUUAUGGUAUGAUAUGCAUGUGACAUGUUGGUGAGAAAAAUAAGAUAACUGAAAGAAUUUCACCUGACAAGAAUACUUUCCAGUUUUGGUUGCAUCUUGUCGCAUCAAUCUUUGACCAAUUGCAAUGAAAUAGGUAGUUGGAGACCAUUGCACUGGUAUGCUAAUGUUAAUAUUGACUUUUCACUUAACAGAGACUGCAGAGGCUGCGGCAGAGGCUUCCUUAUUAAUCAAAGUUUUGAGGAAUAAACUGGUCCAGAAUAAGAAUGAAGUUGAAGUGCAAAGGAAUGAUCCAAACUCUCCACUUCACUCGGUCAAGUCAUUUGAUGAAUUACCUCUGUAUGUAUGCCUUCAUUUCAAGUCUUGAUAUGAAUUUACAGAAGCUUAAUCCCAUGAGGACAUUCUUUUAUUGUUUUCUUCACUGUGAGACUCAUAAAAAAUCAAAAAACAGAAUGUGUAUGGAAUUUUAUUGUGUUUUAAGGAAAAUGUCAGCUAGGGGUGGGAAAACUGGACCAUAAAUGGCAAUGGUAACAAUGGUUUGAGAUUUUGAGAUUUGUUUGCAAAACAUGGUUGGUCAGAUAUUGAUUAAUAUUGGUCAGAAUCAAAAAAAUUGAGCAAACCAUUCUCUGAGUUUUUUUUAAAGCAAAAAUUAACAUUUAUUGAAAUUUGUCUCUCCAAUGCAGACUGAUGUUAAAUUACCCUUAUUGCAGUUAAUAUGCCACACCCUGAGUUUAGAAACUCAAAUUGUGAAAAAAAUGUUUUUUAAAAGAAAUCCACUAAACUACUAGUGGAGUCUUGAGAAAGUUGCUUCAUUUUGGUUUCUCCAACAAAUGCGCACAUGCACAAAUUCUCCUACAUUGAAAACAGGAAUUCUUUGAAUCCUUACCAAUAAUUUCAGAUGAAAUGAUAUGUACAUCAUAUCUUUUAACUUAGACUUAUGUUUGAUCAUAUAUUGAUAUUGUUCAACCAGUAUCUUUUUCACUCCCGUCAGACUUUCAAUGUGUACAAUUUUUAUGUAAAUCAACUGGAAAUUUGUUCUUUUGUUAGGUUGUUGUUAGCUUAGUGCUAAGGCAUUUGAUACAGACUUUGAAAUUUUCUAUUACUAGUUUUAACCUAUUGAUGGUUGAAGCAUGUUUUCCAGAUGUUCUCUUGGACCCUAAAUUUGUUGCUUUAACUUGAAUUAUUUUGUGAUUGUCAUAACAACUUUCUUUAUGAUUAUUAAUGAUACUUUUAGUUCUGAUUUUGUUGGCUUGAAGAUUGAGCUCUAAAUGUUAUGAAAAAUGGUUUCCUUUAGGUCUGAACAACUGCGUAAAGGAGUUUACGCCAUGGGCUUUAAUAAACCAUCCAAAAUUCAAGAAACAGCCUUACCCAUGCUCUUAGCAGACCCGUGAGUAUUCACAAAACAUGUUUUGAAAUAGUGUUAACUUGUUGGAUUUUAUAAUGUGCUUGUUUCUUGUUUGUGGAAUAUCAAAAAGACAUUUAAGAAAGAAAAAAAAAGAUACUUCUAUAUACUUAGAGAAUAACACAUGGGCCAGUGUAGAUAUCGAACUUCUUUGCAAGUGUUCAACUCUAUAUAUUAUGACUUAAUGAAUGGCAAAUGCUCUGUCAUUCCUUUAUCAACCUGACAGGUCUGACAGAAUGGUAUGUCAGCAGCUGAUGUGUCAGCAGCUAAUUGGCAAUAUUAAUUUUACACAUGUGUAGUUACCACUUUUCUCAGGGCUGGCAACCCUUGUGAAACACCGCAGGUCAUAUGAUUAAAAUGAAUUUAUGCAUGUCCUGUUCAAAUGAUGCCUGAUUGUACUUGUAAAGUCCGCCUACAAGAGGGCAUAGUAAGAUUUUUCGUCAUGAUUCAAUCAAGACUGAAGAGCUUACCCUGCCUUCUAUGCCUGUUUUUAUAUUGCUCCCCUUGGCUGGGAUACACUUAUCAAGUGUAACAAAUUAUCCCAUGAAGAAAGACUCUGUGAGAGUUAACCCUUUUACUGGGAAGAUCCAAUAGUUUUUCAGCACGCCACAGUAGUGUAUUUCUAGCAAGGAUUUGAUAAUUGCUUCGCAUCAUCUCUCUAUUUUUUUCAGGCCAAGUAACAUGAUUGCUCAGUCACAAUCAGGAACUGGAAAAACCGCUGCCUUUGUGUUGACUAUGCUUAGCAGAGUUGAUGCUACAAAGGCCUACACACAAGUAGAUAACCACAUAUUUCUAUCAUAGCCAGCAAUGCAGUUGUCUUAUUAGGGGGAGUUAACGUUACAAGCUCAUGAUCGUUAAUCCACUGGAUGUCAGUCACCCCAUUUAUUACAGAUUUCUUUCUCUCUCCAGCCUUCCACUGCUGUAAAAAUCAAAACAUGGCAGCAGAAAUUUUCACCAAGAAAAUACUGAGCUCUUGCUUGCCAAAAUUACGCCUGUUCUACAGGCUAUUUCUAUCUUGGUGAUUUUUAUAAAACCAUAGUAGUAAUUUUCCAAAUGGAUGGUUAAAAGUUCUUGAUUUUUCAGAUGAAGGAAGAUAAUUAUAAAAUGAUAAAAAUUGCAUUUUUUCACAGUUAAGUUUUACACAUGCUGAUUGAAAUGUUCUUGUCAAAUAUGUAUUUGAUGUAAUUAGAGGUGUGCAGUGGGUUAAUAAAAAUGAAGGUGAAAAAAAAUAAUGAUUUUGAUGUAGCAGUUACCAUUUUCCAUGGUUUCAUGUUGUUUGUUUUCAGGUGGUGUGUUUAUCACCAACAUAUGAGCUGGCAUUACAAACAGGCCAAGUUGCUGAAAAAAUGGGACAGUUCUGUCCAGAGAUCAAAAUCGGUUAUGCAGUGAGAGGAGAAAGAGGUGAGAAAUUUUAUCAAAAAAAUAAAACUGCCAGCCCUUUAGACCCUACAUCAGUAUGAAAAUUCUCCCCACUGUUCUGUAUACAUUUUCUUAAGUGCUGAAAAGGAGAAUUUGUUUAGCAAUCAGAGGCUUCUUUAGUUGGUGAUCAUUUCCUUAAUUCUUGUGACCUUAAUGUGUGAUCCAAGGUGAUUUUGUUAGGAGAAAUUAAAUGCUCAUCACUCUCAGGGGUCAAAGGGUUAAUAGCCAAGAAAUACUGAUUUAGUGAGUUCCCUUGAAACAAAAGACGUGCAAUUAUUAGCAAAGCAAAUUCUUGCCAAAUGUAAAUCUAAAAAGAGCAGCCUUUUUUACUGUUACAUUAAUAACAGAACCAUUCUUUUUUUAACAGUUUCAAGAGGCCAGAAAGUAACAGAUCACAUAAUAUUUGGAACACCUGGCACCCUCCUUGACUGGAUUUUAAGACACAAAGUUCUGGAUCCAAAGAAAAUCAAGAUGUUUGUGUUAGAUGAAGCUGAUGUCAUGAUUGCUCUACAGGGACACCAAGAUCAGUCAAUUAGAAUACACAAGUAAGUCUUGAGCUUCAUAUUUAAGGUGGAUAGGUCACUGUAAAGUGAAGUUGCUUCUCUCCCCCUCCCCCUUUGGAUGCAAUGGUGGCAUGUGAAGCAUUUCACAAGGUUUCCCUGACAGUUGGGAGAUGCAGUGUCAGUGCGAUGGACUCGGGGUCCAGAGGUGCAGGUUUAAGACCUGGCUGCAUCAUUUUGUUGUGUUCAUGGUCAAAAUACUUUACUCUCACUGUGCCUCUUUCCAGCCUGGAUUACAAAUGGGUGCUGGAAAAUGGUCUGGAAAGCCUGAUUAAAUUUUGGGGUGGGGGGUUACCUCACAAUGGACUGGCAUCCAUAAUCCUCCAAAUUGUUUCAUUCUAGGCAAAUGAAAAAACUGCAGCUGGAUGAGCCUUUGGUUUGAGUACAAACUUUACCUUAUGUCCCUGAUAUCACUUGGUGUAAGUCUAAAGUACUGUGAGGGGAAACUGUGUUUCUUACCAGCACAACUAAGACUAGAGCUUGAACCUGAACCUCUCCAUCUAGAGGUCAGCUAAGUCCAGGCUUAUCAGUGUAGGCUGCAAUGAGAUAAGUAAAAGUUUAAGUCUGCACUCAAUCCAAGUGGCCUACAAGGUACUGGAGCUUAUCCCAUUUUUCUUAGCAUGAAGUGACCAGAAAUAUUGCUACUCUCCCCUGGAUGAGAUUUCAGUCCACAGGGUUACUGCGCAGUAUUUCAUCAGGCUUCCUUGACAGUUCACUUCCACCCUUUUUAUACUCCUGGGUGGAGACAGGCACUUUGAGAUUAACAUGACCUAUCCUGGAAAAAACUAAAUGACUCAGCCAGGUCACAAGUCAGGAACUCUUGAGCCAGAGUCCAGCACACUAACAUCUCCCCACUUGUCAAUGAGAUGAUGUACAGUGCAGAUAUUGUUCCCUUACUUUCCUUAUCUCAGAAUAUCCCCAAGAGCUUGAUUAAGGUAUUAAGCAAUGUUCCUUUGCUUCCAAGGACUUUACCCAAAGACUGUCAAAUGCUGCUUUUUUCUGCAACAUAUGAUGAUGAGGUGAUGAAGUUUGCAGAGUCUGUCGUACCCAGUCCAAUGGUGAUUCGACUACGUCGUGAAGAGGAGAGUUUAGACAACAUUAAACAGUACUAUGUUGUGUGUCGGAGUCAAGAGGAGAAAUUUCAGGCCCUUUCAAACAUGUACGGAGUGGUGUCUAUAGGACAGUGUAUUGUGUUCUGUCAGGUAAGUAUGGUUAACACUGCCAAACCUUAUCCUCUUCUCUAGAACUGUGUCAACCAGUCAAUGACUCUAAAUGGGUACAGUUGUGACAGGUUAUGGUUGUUGUUGACAGUCCUGAAUCUUAGUGUGCAUUUUACAAUUUGAACAGUGUCCUGCCCUUUUGGACCAAAAGUCUAGGAUGGCAUUUGAACUUUGGCAUAGAACAGUGCACAUGUGUGAACUGUGAUUCUGGGCCUUGACAUCCUGUUGGAUUAUAUUGUAUUAGAUGCAUUUCUACAAUGUUGAUAUUCUCAAUGUACGCAUUUUUUUGUACAAAACAGGGUAGCAAAAGGAAUAGAUUUUGUUUUGAGAAAGGGAAAGGGUCUGAAGGCCUAAUGCACAUCAUCCUCAACAUUCCAAGGAUUUUAAGGGGAAAUUGCUUUGCCUGAGUUUGAGUUCAGGUUUAAAGUGUGCUGCUAAGGCUGUACUUGAUGAAUUUUGACAUCAACCAAUUGACCCCUGAGAGUGACCAGCAUUUAAAUUCUCCUUACAAUAUUAACCCUGAAUUACACAUUAAGGUUACAAGAAAAAAGGAAGUAAUCAUAAAAUUAAAGAAGCUCUUGAUUGUUUAACCAAUUCCCCUUGUUAGUGCCAUAAAGAAUGCAAGGUGAACAGUAUGGAAAAUAUGCUUACAGGGUUUGGGUGUAAAGAGUUCAAAGAGGUUUUAUUAUUUCAGACCCGUAAGGCAGCCUCAUGGCUGUCACAGAAAAUGAGCCAGGAUGGACAUGCUGUGGCACUGCUAUCUGGUGAGAUAACAGUGGAGCAGAGGAUUGCAGUCCUAAACAGAUUCCGUGAAGGCAAGGAGAAGUUGCUCAUCACAACAAAUGUCUGUGCCAGAGGUAUAGAUGUCGAGCAGGUAAAGAACUAGCUUGUGUAUGUGAGACACAAAUACUGAUAGUAGGUGUGGUUAAGGGGGUCCUGUCUUUCUGCUGUUUCAUUUAUCACAAUUAAGGUGUUAGGUUUUUAAUGGCUCAUGUUUUACUUGAAGUGAUUCAGGGAUUGUCAGAAUAACAAAUAAUGGGUUAAGCUCCCCCCUCCCUCAAAAAAAAAAACCCACCCCCACCCCACGGUAGUCACAGGUAUUUUUUCAGGUCAGGUGAUCGUAGGGUGUCAAGAAAAAUGAUUUGUCAUGGUGACACAAUGAGUUGUGUUCCCAAAUGUCUGGAAGACUCUUGUGGAGGACUUCUUCCUGGCAAACAUCUCCCCUGCCCAAGCAUCAAUACUGGUUACACCCUUAUUUGGAGAAAUUAACUUGUAAAAGUGAAACAAAGGUUAGCCAAUACAGCAAGGGGUGGGAGGGGGGGUGCUGCUGAAAGCUAGUGUCAGUGAUGCAGGCUUUUACAGGGUUAGGGGGCAUAUUUCCUAAGUUGAGGGGAAGGAGGUCUUUAUAAAAAAGCUGUCAGUUGAAUGAUAAGAUUUGGGUUUCUUUCGCAGGUGACAGUUGUGGUUAACUACGACAUGCCAGUGGAGCCCACAGGCAAACCGGAUUUUGAAACGUACCUACACAGAAUUGGUCGGACAGGCAGGUUUGGCAAGAGUGGCAUCGCAGUGAACUUUAUUGAUGGUCAGCGGUCUAUGGCAACCAUGAAGAAAAUUGAGGUACAUUUUGGGAGAAAAAUUACACUUCUCGAGACCAAUGAUGUUGAUGCAUUGGAGAAACUUGCAUAACAAGACAUGUCUCUAUUGCCCAUAGAGUUUUACCAAAACAAGACGACGUCCGUUUCAGAUGCACUUAAAAAGUUCUCCAUCUUAAGGAUACGUCGCCCAUUUGAUAGCCAUGAUCUUCAGUUUGUUUGUUCCCAUUUUGAACCCAAUAAACUCGAGGGUUUGCUUCCUCUCUCAGCCAAUCAAAUCGUAUGACAGUGACUUUACUUUCCCUUCAUUUACACGUGUAGUUCCUAGUGUUUUGAUUGGCUUAGAGCAUUGGAAUAUAGAAAAGAUAUUUGUUGUUGCCUCUUAACCCUUCAACAUCCAGCAGUGAGUGACUCAAAACUUCUCCCUGUAAUAUCUUUACAUUAUCCAGCAAACAGGUAAUGAGAACACUCAAACUUAUCAGGUUGAAGUUAUUGUGGUCUUAAACCAAAUUCUUCAAACCAACUUACGAGAAAACGUUUAGGGAAUUAAAGGGUUAAAAUGGAUUGUAUUUUACUUUCUCUUUCCACGUCAUUCGCUGUUGAUUGGUUACUUAAAAACCUUUUUAUAGAAAGGCUAAUUAAAAAUAGUUUUAAAGCAAAGGGACUUCCUUUUAUCUUGUUCCAAACCUGUAUUAAAGGAAAUCUGUUGUUUAGGAAUUACAUGUAGAACUUAAACCCUUUGAGUGUGGUAUUGGAUCAACUGAUAAUCCCCUUAUUGAUAUUUUUCUUUAUUCUCAUCCCUUGUCUGCUUGAAAUUGUAUUUACAUUGAAUGGAGAAACAACGUCUUGGUCACUUGUGGGAGUGAAAGGGUUAAAGCCGAGACUUAACUGGUUAGAACGAUCUCUUUUGUGUUUGACAAAUCAACAGCUUCUUGGGUACUGCGACGGCAGUGAUGUUCAUUAUGUGUUGUCGAUAUUUUUUUAUGUCUUUUCUGUAUUACAAAAUAAAAAAGCUGUUGUUGGCAAUGAAGUGAAUGAGAAACCACCGUACAGAAAUCAAGCUUCAAAUAUGUUUAUUGUUCAAAUGGACAAUUUUUCCUUAGAACUUGUUCUUAGCAACUAGACUAUAGAUAUAUUUCAAUUUAAAUUCAUAACUAUAAAUUUACUAUUUUACACCUUGAAAUUGAAUUUCAACUAAUCCCAUAGUUAUCGUUUGACAUUUGAGAGAGACAAAGACAGCCAGUUUAUACACAGCGCUAACAUAGAUUGUGUAAACAUGAUCUUUGUUGAGAGUAGCCUGCGGCUCAAGGUUUUUUUCUUCCUUUGUUGUGUUCAUCACGCGAACAAAGGAGGGCGAAAAAAAACGCGGGAACGCAAAAGCCGUUCCUUUCAUCUUCUUUUUCGCUCUUCGAGCGAAAAUAUGAACAAUGAGCACAUAUUUUAUUACACGUUCUCUGAUGUUAGCAAACCUGUUCGAGUACGUUUAUAUGGCACACAUUUCAUCGAGUAAUCGCGAGGAAUGUUUCAGCUGCUUAUAGCCAACUUGGAGUAAAAACAAAGUGCCGAUUUUGGUAGAUCAGCAAUGAAACGAUAAUGAUCUGUCUUAGCAUACGGACAGGCCUUCAAUAUUAGUGCUGCAGGACGAGUGUUUCUACACCAAAGAGUAAGUUUAGGGCCUUCAGCAUAGCGGGCCAGCAAGCAGUCUAAAAGGGAUCUGGCACUAAUAAUGGAUUAUCAGUGCCAGACCCAUUACAGACCUCACGCUCACCCGCGUCACUCAAGGCGACAGAACUAUUCGCGGGCGAAUUCGCUCGCACUGAAGAGCUAAUAAUGUAGGUUUGUUCGCAGGCUAGAUAUGAUUUUCUUCUCUUAUUCUCGUGCCAAGCAAUCUGUAAAUCUUGUGUUAUUUAAGUCGCUGAGUGUUACGUUUAAAGUGUUUAUUUAUAAACUCUCUGACUUAUUACCUUAGGAACUGCCUCCAUCGAUCGACAAAAUCUUUUGAUACUGCGCAGGCAAUGAACGGAUCCUAAUAGAAAGGAGGAAAGGUGUUUUUCAUUACUAGAUUUAGUGGCAAAAUGCCAAAAUGGCAGUCUCACACUGUAAAAAAGGAAUUCAAUACAUUCCUUUUUCCAAAUUUUUCGAGAAUACGAACAAAUCGAGAGACUGGGAAUUUCGCGUCUGCCAUGAAGAUACAGGCAUCCAAUUUUUUACCGCCAUGUUUGAGCGCUAUCUUGUGCCAAACUCAGCGUGGGAAGGACGUAGCAGCGCUGUUCCUUUUUUCUGCCAUUAUUUCGGCUUUGAAUUGACAAAUGCUAGUUAAGGUACUUUUGCAGUUAUACUUAAUCCUUUAAUCCCUAAGAAUGACCAGCAUCAAAUUUCUCAUUUCAGUAUCACUCUUGCAUCACACUUUAAGGAAAUGAGAAUAUAGGAAACAAUCGCUGACUGAGGAAGCUUAUGAUUGUCAAUUAAAUUCUCCUUGUUAGUUCAUAGGAAAUAUUUAGAUAAUAGUAUGGAGAAUAUGCAUAUUAAUGAAAGGGUGUAAAGGCUUCCAAACUUACGCCGUUAUCAAAUGACGGCCGGUUCCUAUCGAGAUACAAUCGACUCAAAACAGUUCUCUGCUCUGAUGCAAGUAGUUUGUGAAGCUCAUUCUUCUGACGCUCUUCUUCAUCAUCUGCAUGCGUAAGAAAGAGAAAACAAUUAAAAAGCGAAAAAAACGGCACUAAUAUGUUAAAAUGUCAUACUUAAGCUCAAUUUCCACAGUUUUCUCCGGUCCGGUCUUCGAUCCUCCCGAAAAAGACUUCCCGGGAUGAGCGCAGGCUCAUUUCCCGAACGGCGGGUGAUAAUCGAGCCUACAUUACACAACACUGAGUGACAACCUUGAUAACUACAUUUGAGGAUUUAAGUAGAUCACUGCCUUUAUAAACCAUAGCCAGUGAGAAUUGUAGUCAAAUACCUGGCAAGUUCUACAUGCCGAAUGAGCAGCUGGGAAUUCAGAAGCGGAAGGAAAGUAAUAUUUCAACCUCUGCCACACCUAUUAUGCAUAUUAUGUUGGUGCGUAUUAAACCCGUCGAAGUGAUAUAAAUCAAUGAAUUUUGAAUAUAUGAAAAUCAUACAUGUGUAUUGCGGUUUCAUAAUAUGUAUGAGAGCGAGUAGAGAAACCCUACUUAAUGAAUGUAAACGAAGAAGUUAAUUCAUACACGGGUCUAUGAAUUGUAACUUCUUCGGUUACAUUCAUUAAAUCUGUAAACCAGAGUAGCAUCAAACCAUGUCUGAUUGUCCAGCUGGUUGCCGUGUGAACUUUAAUAUAUUUUAAACCCUACUUAUUUAGUGGGUGGAAAUAAGGCCUGAAAAAAGAAUGUAGGCCCGUUGGCGAUUUGGACCCAUGACCUCUGCGAUACCACACAUAGACUCCCGGAGUGGCAUCAUUGACCUUUGCAGUGCCGGUGUAGUGCUCUACCAACUGAGCUAACAAGCCAACCGGGUGCUGGUCAUCUAUAACGGUUUAUAACGAUUACUGUUCAGAAGCGAUAACGAAAAUCUCCUUUAAAAGCAGGCACUUUUAAUCGGUACAAAGACGGUAAAACGGUAACGGCUUAAAAUACAAACUCAAAAACAAAAACCUCCAAAAUGCGACUAAAACUGAAAAACACACUCGCGAGAAAUCGUACGCAUAACAUGCUUACGAACUGGUCAAAUUUAAAUGUCUCAGCGCGCGCGCGCUUAUCGCACGACACGCCAGUCCGGUACUUUAUUCUUAACAAUUACCAUGCUCAGGUUUUACACAAGCACUCAAAGUUUACGAUCUCUUGACAAUUCUGUGAUAUAUUUCUAUACAUAUUCUGCUAGAAUUUUAUUGUUUAUACAGGCCCCCAUUGAUACCAGCUUGCAGCUGAAUUGGGCCAGCCUGGUUUAUUGCCAAUGAAUAAAUGAAAUAACUGAGAAGGGUAACGUGACUUAUUUGUCUCGUUAUCAAAUUAUCGUUCUAAGCUUCCUCGAUGAGUAAAAAAAAAAAAAUGAAAAUUUCAUAAGAAUUACCGGGACAGUGUGUUGCAAAUUAUUAGACCGCACGGUCAGUAUUGGUUAAAGAUUUUGUUAUUCCUUACAAUUAGGCGAUUCCGGAACACUUAAACUUUCCCAAAGUGUAAUAACCCUUAUCGUCUACUCUGUCUUGGUCUAUGUCAGUAUCCCUAAACGUUAGCUGCUUAACCGGCAGAUGUGUCUUGUUAGUAAGGACACCACUAUCUUCACGCCGUACAUUGUCAUUCAUACGACAGUUACACUGUUCACUGUUUUAUGCGCAUGCGCACGUUUGUUCUUAAUGUGCUGCACCACUCCGGUAGGUCAUUUUCUCAGAAUUAGUUGAAAGCCAAAAGCCAUCCAUCAAUGCAGAAACAAAGCAAUGAACUGCUCACAGUGCGGGUAAACAUUGAUGAGACACACCAGUUGAGAUAUGCUCGCUCCUUUGAAGUACAUGUUUCGCGAGUAGACUCCCGGAGUGGCAUUAUUGUCCGCUAAAGUCUUGUUUUCGCUGUCGUGACUGUCGUGAAAGUCACACCAACUCCUUGUUAAUUGUUAAUUUUGUUACUUUCCUGUCCUUUUCACACUUGUGUUUAGCUCUUCCGAGAUCUAAAAUGAAGAAAAAAGGCUGACAAACUUAACCAUGCGGCCAGGUUUACACGCGCUCCUACGCGCGUGUUACCGCGCAUCUGCAAGUGUAUUAUGAGGCAAUUUGCGUCACAAACGAAAAAACAUUACUGGGAUCGAGAUGAAAUAUGGCGGCCUUUUUGAGUUACAUAGCAAGAUGAAUAUGGAAAGAACUGCCUAUUCUGAUACCGCAGCAGAAGCAAAAAUGGCAUUUAAGAGAUUUUUCAACUUCCAGUUUAUGUCAUCUGCUGUUUAUGUUGCUUGAAUGAAAAAUGUGACUCGUAAAGCAGCUGAUAAACUCUUAACUGGAAACCACGUGAAAUCUUCACGUCAACUGCUAAGGUAAACUUUUACUGACUUUCAACACAGCGUUACGGAUACAUUGAAUCAUUUUUUCUCUGCUUCCUGUUAUUUUUAGUUGCGAAGCAAGCCUGAAAUCUUUUCGGAUUAUUCUGAUAUUUUAAUACUUUUUGUGCAACUUUAAAUGUUUAGCGAGAUAUUCAAGUACGUUACUCCUCCAGGGAGCUGAGUUUGCAGCACAAGGUUCUCAAUCGGGCUGAACACAUUUCUUGAUUGUUUUUUUCAGUUUAUGUCAUUCGAUAUUCGUUAGUCGGCACUAUCUGAGAAAUAAUUGUAUAGCUGGUAGUUAAUCCGAAAUUGUCAGCAUAUUCACAUUCUUCAAUUUUUUAAAACUGUCCAAUUAAGGAUUAAUUUGAAUAUUAUAAGUAUCCAAAUUAGUCCUAAUUGAACAGUUUUGAAAUAUUAAAGAAUAAUAGCUUGACAGAGUAAAACCCAAUUAUGGCUGACUAGGUAUGAGUAAGAGGACUAUAUGCUUGUCCAAUUUUGGAAAUAAUUGGAUGCAAAAAAAUUUUGUGAAUUUUCCAACUUGAACGGCAUGUAGUCCUAUUACAUAUACAAAUAUUGCAACUUACACGUAGAGACUAAACUUCGGUAAAGGAGAAUAACUAAGGGUGGGGUGGUAGUACUUGGGGUGCUGUUGGCCUCUCAGAACCCCAAUAGUCUAUUCUGCAGCAAAUUAUGGCAAAUAUAAUUGUCAUGAUCCCAACUUGGUCACCUUCUGUUUCUGUUUAUACAUCUACCUUAUAAAGCCCUUAAAGUAGAUCAUCCUGCCAUGACCCCUGACCCCUUGUGCUGAACAGAUCUUGAACUGUGCACAAGAGAUGGGUGACUAAUUACUAACCUGCAAUGGAGUGAGCUUCACCAACAGAGGCUGCUCCUCAGUCCUGAUCUGGGAUGCUCAGUCCUAGUCCACCAAAAAAAGGAGAAGGGUGUGAAAACUGUUUCGGAAACAGAACUGUCAUGCUGCACUAAACAGAUCUUGAACUGUGUACAAGAAAUGGGUGACUAAAAGCUGACCCACGAUGGAGUUGGCUUCACUUGCAAAAUCUCUUCCUCAGUCUUGAUCUCUGAGAUGCAAAGACCUGGUCCACCAAAAAAAAAAAAAAAAAAAAAAAAAAAAAAAGGAGAAGAGUGUGAAAACUAUUUCAGAAACAGGACUGUCUUGCUGUGCUAAAAGAUCUUGAACUGUGUAUAAGUAAUUCUGGAUAAUCCUUUCGUUGGUAUUAUUUUUCUGUCCGUAUUUCGAGGCGAACUAUCUCAGUGUGCAGCUCAGCCAACUGUUAGCCAUGUACGCACAGCAAAGCAAAAUUUUGCUUUCCGGGAAAAAGAGAGCCAUGUUUAUUUGCGGAAGUAACUGAACUCGUAUUCUUGGAAAAUAGUUUGUGUCUAAGGAACUUUAAGGCAUCUAUAGUCGUAGUAAACUUACUACCCGGUGGAAAAGUUGAGGUUCUUAGCUCGGUAGAAUGUAUGUGCAGAGGCACUUGAAUGACACAGGAUUCAUUCAUUGACAUAAAAUUUACGAGAACUUAAGGUUUAACACAUAUUAAACUGUGUUUUCUGCGUAACAGCAUGACAAACAAUCCGUUUAUUGUUUUCCAGUUCUUCACUACUUUUGAAACUUUUUCAGUCUGCCAAAUAAUACAAGUGUAGCUGUACUUGAUCACUUAAAGUUAUUUUUCACAAUAUUUGAAUAGAUCAGUCAUUCUUCCUGCUCUUAGAGAAUGAGGUAAUUGUGUGAUACAUUAUAAUAAAAUAAGACUGAUAAGACUGCUGUUAUUUUGAUAUCUUCACUUGUAGGUUAAUAAACUCAAAAUUGACAGUAAUAAUCCUGUACCACCUUCUGAACAAAAACCACCUCAAGAUGACAAUGGUAUGAUUCACCUUAUAACAUAGAGCUACAUGACCCUAUGAUCCCAGUGUUACUCACUAUUUAUCAAUAUUCACCCUUUAACUCCCAGAUUAAAUUUGUAAUUCUCUUUACUGUCAACCAUAAAAUUCUUUUAAUGUUAGUUCAGAGAGUUAAGUAUGGGAUUAAUUAGUAGUAGUUUAAAUAUUGCAUCAGGAGAAAUUCCCCUCUUUUGUGUUCUAUUGGAUGCACACACAUCAUGAACACAUACAAUGAGAAAAUGAAGCAAUUUUGCAAAAUUAACAUGAGUUGCAUAAAAUUACUAGUUAUGGUUCGAUAUGCAUAUGACACGUUGGUGAGAAAAAUAAGAUAACUUAAAGAAUUUCACCUGACAAGAAUCCUUUUACAGUUUUGGUUGCAUCUUGUCGCAUCAAUCUUUGGCCAAUUGCAAUGAAAUAGAUAGCUGGACACCAUUGCACUGGUUAUGCUAAUGCUAUUAUUGACUUUUCACUCAACAGAGACUGCAGAAGCUGUGGCGGAGGCUUCCCUAUUAAUCAAAGUUCUAAGGAAUAAACUGGUCCAGAAUAAGAAUGAAGUUGAAGUGCAAAGGAAUGAUCCAAACUCUCCACUUCACUCUGUCAAGUCAUUUGAUGAGUUACCUCUGUAUGUAUGCCUUCAUUUCAAGUCGUGAUUUGAAUUUACAGAAAGCUUAAUAUGGUGAAGACAUUCUUUUAUUGUUUUCUUCACUGUGAGACUCAUAAAAAACCGAAAAACAGAAUGUGUAUGGAAUUUUAUUGUGUUUUAAGGAAAAUGUCAGCUAGGGGUGGGAGAACUGAACCAUAAAUGGCAAUGGUAACAAUGGUUUGAGAUUUUGAGAUUUGUUUGCAAAACAUGGUUGAUCAAUAUUGGUCAGAAUCAAAUUAAUUGAGCAAACCUUUCUCUGAGUUUUUUUUAAAGCAAAAAUUAACAUUUAUUGAAAUUUGUCUCUCCAAUGCAGACUGAUGUUAAAUAAUAAUUAUUAAUUGUAGUUAAUAUGCCACACCCUGAGUUUAGAAACUCAAAUUUUGAAAAAAAUGUUUUUUAAAAGAAAUCCAAUAAACUACUAGUGGAGUCUUGAGAAAGUUGCUUCAUUUUGGUUUCUCCAACAAAUGCGCACAUGCACAAAUUCUCCUACAUUGAAAACAGGAAUUCUUUGAAUCCUUACCAUCAAUUUCAGAUGAAAUGAUAUGUACAUCAUAUCUUUUAACUUAGACUUAUGUUUGAUCAUAUAUUGAUAUUGUUCAACCAGUAUCUUUUUCAUUCCUGUCAGACUUUCAAUGUGUAUAAUUUUUAUGUAAAUCAACUGGAAAUUUGUUCUUUUGUUAGGUUGUUGUUAGCUUAGUGCUUUGGCAUUUGAUACAGACUUUGAAAUUUUCUAUUACUAGUUUUAACCUAUUGAUGGUUGAAGCAUGUUUUCCAGAUGUUCUCUUGGAUCCCAAAUUUGUUGCUUUAACUUGAAUUAUUUUGUGAUUGUCAUAACAACUUUCUUUAUGAUUAUUAAUGAUACUUUUAGUUCUGAUUUUGUUGGCUUGAAGAUUGAGCUCUAAAUGUUAUGAAAAAUGGUUUCCUUUAGGUCUGAACAACUGCGUAAAGGAGUUUAUGCCAUGGGCUUUAAUAAACCAUCCAAAAUUCAAGAAACAGCCUUACCCAUGCUCUUAGCAGACCCGUAAGUAUUCACAAGACACGUUUUGAAAUAGUGUUAACUUGUUGGAUUUUAUAAUGUGCUUGUUUCUUGUUUGUGGAAUAUCAAAAAGACAUUUAAGAGAAAAAAAAAAAGAUACUUCUAUAUACUUAGAGAAUAACACAUGGGCCAGUGUAGAUAUCGAACUUCUUUGCAAGUGUUCAACUCUAUAUAUUAUGACUUAAUGAAUGGCAAACGCUCUGUCAUUCCUUUAUCAACCUGACAGGUCUGACAGAAUGGUAUGUCAGCAGCUGAUGUGUCAGCAGCUAAUUGGCAAUAUUAAUUUUACACAUGUGUAGUAACCACUUUUCUCAGGGCUGGCAACCCUUGUGAAACACCGCAGGUCAUAUGAUUAAAAUGAAUUUAUGCAUGUCCUGUUCAAAUGAUGCCUGAUUGUACUUGUAAAGUCCGCCUACAAGAGGGCAUAGUAAGAUUUUUCAUCAUGAUUCAAUCAAGACUGAAGAGCUUACCCUGCCUUCUAUGCCUGUUUUUAUAUUGCUCCCCUUGGCUGGGAUACACUUAUCAAGUGUAGCAAAUUAUCCCAUGAAGAAAGACUCUGUGAGAGUUAACCCUUUUACUGGGAAGAUCCAAUAGUUUUUCAGCAUGCCACAGUAGUGUAUUUCUUGCAAGGAUUUGAUAAUUGCUUUGCAUCAUCUCUCUAUUUUUUUCAGGCCAAGUAACAUGAUUGUUCAGUCACAAUCAGGAACUGGAAAAAUUGCUGCCUUUGUGUUGACUAUGCUUAGCAGAGUUGAUGCUACAAAGGCCUACACACAAGUAGAUAACCACAUAUUUCUAUCAUAGCCAGCAAUGCAGUUGUCUUAUUAGGGGGAGUUAACGUUACAAGCUCAUGAUCGUUAAUCCACUGGAUGUUAGUCACCCCCUUUAUUACAGAUUUCUUUCUCUCUCCAGCCUUCCACCGCUGUAAAAAUCAAAACAUGACAGCAGCAAUUUUCACCAAGAAAAUACUGAGCACUUGCUUGCCAAAAUUAUACCUGUUCUACAGGCUAUUUCUAUCUUGGUGAUUUUAAUAAUACCAUAGUAGUAAUUUUCCAAAUGGAUGGUUAAAAGUUCUUGAAUUUUCAGAUGAAGGAAGAUAAUUAUAAAAUGAUAAAAAUUGCAUUUUUUCACAGUUAAGUUUUACACAUGCUGAUUGAAAUGUUCUUGUCAAAUAUGUAUUUGAUGUAAUUAGAGGUGUGCAGUGGGUUAAUAAAAAUGAAGGUGAAAAAAAAUAAUGAUUUUGAUGUAGCAGUUACCAUUUUCCAUGGUUUCAUGUUGUUUGUUUUCAGGUGGUGUGUUUAUCACCAACAUAUGAGCUGGCAUUACAAACAGGCCAAGUUGCUGAAAAAAUGGGACAGUUUUGUCCAGAGAUCAAAAUCGGUUAUGCAGUAAGAGGAGAAAGAGGUGAGAAAUUUUAUCAAAAAAAUAGAACUGCCAACCCUUUACACCCUACAUCAGUAUGAAAAUUCUCCCCACUGUUCUGUAUACAUUUUCUUAAGUGCUGAAAAGGAGAAUUUGUUUAGCAAUCAGAGGCUUCUUUAGUUGGUGAUCAUUUCCUUAAUUCUUGUCACCUUAAUGUGUGAUCCAAGGUGAUUAUGUUAGGAGAAAUUAAAUGCUCAUCACUCUCAGGGGUCAAAGGGUUAAUAGCCAAGAAAUACUGAUUUAGUGAGUUCCCUUGAAACAAAAGAUGUGCAAUUAUUAGCAAAGCGAAUUCUUGCCAAAUGUAAAUCUGAAAAGAGCAGCCUUUUUUACCGUUACAUUAAUAACAGAACCAUUCUUUUUUUAACAGUUUCAAGAGGCCAGAAAGUAACAGAUCACAUAAUAUUUGGAACACCUGGCACCCUCCUUGACUGGAUUUUAAGACACAAAGUUCUGGAUCCAAAGAAAAUCAAGAUGUUUGUGUUAGAUGAAGCUGAUGUCAUGAUGGCUCUAAAGGGACACCAAGAUCAGUCAAUUAGAAUACACAAGUAAGUCUUGAGCUUCAUAUUUAAGGUGGAUAGGUCGCUGUAUCAUGAAGUGACUUGACGUAUUGCUUCUCUCCCCCUCCCCCUUUGGAUGGAAUGGUGGCAUAUGAAGCAUUUCACCAGGUUUCCCUGACAGUUGGGAGAUGCAGUGUCAGUGCGCUGGACUCGGGGUUCAGAGGUGCAGGUUUAAGACCUGGCUGCAUCAUUUUGUUGUGUUCAUGGUCAAAAUACUUUACUCUCACAGUGCCUCUUUCCAGCCUGGAUUACAAAUGGGUGCUGGAAAAUGGUCCGGAAAGCCUGAUUAAAUUUUGAGGUGGGGGGUUACCUCACAAUGGACUGGCAUCCAUAAUCCUCCAAAUUGUUUCAUUCCAGGCAAAUGAAAAAGCUGCAGCUGGAUGAGCCUUUGGUUUGAGUACAAACUUUACCUUAUGUCCCUGAUAUCACUAGGUGUAAGUCUAAAGUACUGUGAGGGGAAACUGGAGGCCUAUCCUGGAAAAAACUAAAUGACUCAGCCAGGUCACAAGUCAGGAACUCUUGAGCCAGAGUCCAGCACACUAACAUCUCCCCACUUGUCAAUGAGAUGAUGUACAGUGCAGAUAUUGUUCCCUUACUUUCCUUAUCUCAGAAUAUCCCCAAGAGCUUGAUUAAGGUAUUAAACAAUGUUCCUUUGUUUCCAAGGACUUUACCCAAAGACUGUCAAAUGCUGCUUUUUUCUGCAACAUACGAUGAUGAGGUGAUGAAGUUUGCAGAGUCUGUCUUACCCAGUCCAAUGGUGAUUCGACUACGUCGUGAAGAGGAGAGUUUAGACAACAUUAAACAGUACUAUGUUGUGUGUCGGAGUCAAGAGGAGAAAUUUCAGGCCCUUUCAAACAUGUGUGGAGUGGUGUCUAUAGGACAGUGUAUUGUGUUCUGUCAGGUAAGUAUGGUUAACACUGCCAAACCUUAUCCUCUUCUCUAGAACUGUGUCAACCAGUCAAUGACUCUAAAUGGGUACAGUUGUGACAGGUUAUGGUUGUUGUUGACAGUCCUGAAUCUUAGUGUGCAUUUUACAAUUUGAACAGUGUCCUGCCCUUUUGGACCAAAAGUCUAGGAUGGCAUUUGAACUUCGGCAUAGAACAGUGCACAUGUCUGAACUGUGAUUCUGGGCCUUGACAUCCUGUUGGAUUAUAUUGUAUUAGACACAUUUCUACAAUGUUGAUAUUCUCAAUGUACGCAUUUUUUUUUUUGUACAAAACAAGGUAGCAAAAGGAAUAGAUUUUGUUUUGAGAAAGGGAAAGGGUCUGAAGGCCUAAUACACAUCAUCCUCAACAUUCCAAGGAUUUUAAGGGGAAAUUGCUUUGCUUUGCCUGAGUUUGAGUUCAGGUUUAAAGUGUGCUGCUAAGGCUGUACUUGAUGAAUUUUGACAUCAACCAAUUGACCCCUGAGAGUGACUAGAAUUUAAAUUCUCCUUACAAUAUUAACCCUGAAUCACACAUGAAGGUUACAAGAAAAAAGGAAGUGAUCAUAAAAUUAAAGAAGCUCUUGAUUGUUUAACCAAUUCCCCUUGUUAGUGCCAUAGAGAAUGCAAGGUGAACAGUCUGGAAAAUAUGCAUACAGGGUUUGGGUGUAAAGAGUUCAAAGAGGUUUUAUUAUUUCAGACCCGUAAGGCAGCCUCAUGGCUGUCACAGAAAAUGAGCCAGGAUGGACAUGCUGUGGCACUGCUAUCUGGUGAGAUAGCGGUGGAGCAGAGGAUUGCAGUCCUAAACAGAUUCCGCUAUGGCAAGGAGAAGUUGCUCAUCACAGCAAAUGUCUGUGCCAGAGGCAUAGAUGUCGAGCAGGUAAAGAACUAGCCUUUGUAUGUGAGACACAAAUACUGAUAGCAGGUGUGGUUAAGGGGGUCCUGUCUUUCUGCUGUUUCAUUUAUCACAAUUAAGGUGUUAGGUUUUUAAUGGCUCAUGUUUUACUUGAAGUGAUUCAGGGAUUGUCAGAAUAACAAAUAAUUGGUUAAGCUCCCCCCUCCCUCAAAAAAAAAAACCCACCCCCCACCCCACGGUAGUCACAGGUAUUUUUUCAGGUCAGGUGAUCGUAGGGUGUCAAGAAAAAUGAUUUGUCAUGGUGACACAAUGAGUUGUGUUCCCAAAUGUCUGGAAGACUCUUGUGGAGGACUUCUUCCUGGCAAACAUCUCCCCUGCCCAAGCAUCAGUACUGGUUACACCCUUAUUUGGAGAAAUUAACUUGUAAAAGUGAAAGAAAGGUUAGCCAAUACAGCAAGGGGUGAGAGGGGGGCUGCUGAAAGCUAGUGUCAGUGAUGCAUGUUUUUACAGGGUUAGGGGGCAUAUUUCCUAAGUUGAGGGGAAGGAGGUCUUUAUAAAAAAGCUGUCAGUUGAAUGAUAAGAUUUGGGUUUCUUUCGCAGGUGACAGUUGUGGUUAACUACGACAUGCCAGUGAAGCCCACAGGCAAACCGGAUUUUGAAACGUACCUACACAGAAUUGGUCGGACAGGCAGGUUUGGCAAGAGUGGCAUCGCAGUGAACUUUAUUGAUGGUCAGCGGUCUAUGGCAACCGUGAAGAAAAUUGAGGUACAUUUUGGAAGAAAAAUUACACUUCUCGAGACCAAUGAUGUUGAUGCAUUGGAGAAACUUUCAUAAAAAGACAUGUCUCUAUUGCCCAUAGAGUUUUACCAAAACAAGACGACGUCCGUUUCAGAUGCACUUAAAAAGUUCUCCAUCUUAAGGAUACGUCGCCCAUUUGAUAGCCAUAAUCUUCAGUUUCGUUUGUUCACAUUUUGAACCCAAUAAACUCGAGGGUUUGCUUCCUCUCUCAGCCAAUCAAAUCGUAUGACAGUGACUUUACUUUCCCUUCAUUUACACGUGUAGUUCCUAGUGUUUUGAUUGGCUUAGAGCAUUGGAAUAUAGAAAAGAUAUUUGUUGUUGCCUCUUAACCCUUCAACAUCCAGCAGUGAGUGACUCAAAACUUCUCCCUGUAAUAUCUUUACAUUAUCCAGCAAACAGGUAAUGAGAACACUCCAACUUAUCAGGUUGAAGUUAUUGUGGUCUUAAACCAAAUUCUUCAAACCAACUUACGAGAAAACGUUUAGGGAAUUAAAGGGUUAAAAUGGAUUGUAUUUUACUUUCUCUUUCCACGUCAUUCGCUGUUGAUUGGUUACUUAAAAACCUUUUUAUAGAAAGGCUAAUUAAAGAUAGUUUUAAAGCAAAGGGACUUCCUUUUAUCUUGUUCCAAACCUGUAUUAAAGGAAAUCUGUUGUUUAGGAAUUACAUGUAGAACUUAAACCCUUUGAGUGUGGUAUUGGAUCAACUGAUAAUCCCCUUAUUGAUAUUUUUCUUUAUUCUCAUCCCUUGUCUGCUUGAAAUUGUAUUUACAUUGUAUGGAGAAACAACGUCUUGGUCACUUGUGGGAGUGAAAGGGUUAAAGCCGAGACUUAACUGGUUAGAACGAUCUCUUUUGAGUUUGACAAAUCAACAGCUUCUUGGGUACUGCGACGGCAGUGAUGUUCAUUAUGUGUUG